UUUAUCGCCUACCGUGUCUCCACAGAGGCAGUCUUGACAGAGCUCUUGCGUCAAAAAACGAACAUUUUGCAGUUAUGUUGCGCUUAAUUAUCACGCGUUGAGGGAGGAUCAUCAGUUUUCCCUGCUGUCAAAGGAGAAACGAAUAAGUAUUCAGAUUAGGCUUGGAUUUCGGAUAAUUGGAUUUCUUAUUUUCCACUUUUAAAAAGUGAUUCAGGGACCUGCGUUCCCCUCGAUCUUGACAGUUUUAACUUGACAGUUCUGACAGUUGUGAAAGUAUGAAAAUCUGGCACCUUGUCCGAAGCAGCAGCAACAGACAUUUCUACAUAAUUCACAGUAUGGCUGUUCCCUAGAAAAAAAGUAUCUGCAUGAACAUUACCAUCAUCUUUCUAUCACUUCCUAUAUGUUUCAUUGCCCAACACCAUUGCUACCUUCAACUGGUUUUUGUCUGAAAAUUUGCACAGAUCUGUAGGACUGACAGGUGUAGUUGUGUGUACCACAAAUUAACCAAGACAAAAUGGAAACGUCACCCACACUAAAACUUACAGAAUUACCUGAGGAUAUGCUGUUACACAUAAUGAGCCUGUUUAAUCCCUAUGAUCUUUCUAAGCUUGGUGCCACCUGUAAAUUGCUCCACACUCUCAGCCAGUCUAACUCAAUCUGGAUAAAAUUUUGUCAGAAAGUUACCAAUUUAAAAGAUGUUGAACUUGGAAAAUUCCACAAUUACAAGGAGUUGUACACCAGUUUGCUUCACAAGUAUGGCUGUUUGAUUGGGUUAUACGAGAACAAAUUUGGUCCCUUUGGAGGCCUCACCGAAGUCAUAUACUCAAAUGGUGCAAUUGAGGGACACACCUGGGAUUUAGCAUCAACAGAAGAUAUUGAAGCUCCACUCAAGCGCAAUAUUCUGUUUUCCUUAAAAAAGAGUGAAUACCAUACACAGAAUGUUUGUCUCCCAUACAUGAAUGCUCACAUUGGAGCUGUUUCUGUUGGAAAGAGAAAAGGCACUUUUACCCUUCUGUGCUUCAACCCAAAGGAACAUGCCCAGGCUGUCUGGAAGGACUUUAGAUAUGAUCAGGAGAUAUUUGAUUAUUUUCUAAUUCAUGGGAAGGGAAUAAAGAAAUACAGACAUGCAUUAUUUCGCCAGUGGAGAUUGAAAUGGCAUCAGCAAAAACUCAUCUCCCUCAGUUGUUGUUUUGACGCAUCCAUGCUCCAUGAACGCCUAAUUUUUCAGCAACCUCGUGACGUCCCAGAGCUCAUGCCAGAUGGAAUCUGCCCAAAACAGCUUGUUACUCCAGGAUUGUUCAAGCGCAGUGACAAGUAUUGCGGGGUAGAACUAUUGUAUUUUAUGUAUUGGGCAGGGAUUGAACUUCGUGCUAUAAAGGUCACAGGAAAUGGAUAUACUCCUGCACAGACGGUGUCAUUUGUAGCUGAACUGAACUUUCCCGUAAAUGUACAGGAACCACAUAAAUUUGAGGACCUGAUUUAUUCAGACUUAGAGAAGGUCCAACGUGAGUGUCCAAUUUCAGACAUCCCUUCACAGACGUUCACUCUACCACAAGACUGCCAAGAAGAUGCUCCAUCUGACAUGUGUUAUGCAAGGUACCUUGGACAGGGCUUGCACAGAUACCCACUGAGGCCAUUAAUAACUCUUGCCCAUGUUAUGGUGUUUGAUGAAGACACUGUAGGUGUGUUGUGGGUGGAACAGGAGUGUUUUACUCUUUGCAAGCGUGUGCAUCAGACCUUCAAGCAACACCAUCUGUAGGGUAUCCAGAGUCAGAGUUUUGUGUAACUUCUUACAGGGAUAUUUUCAUGUGCAUAGAUAGAGGAGAGGUUUACGUUACCCAUAGCCCUUAAAUUGAAAGUUAAUGCAAAUAAAACUAUGAAGUGAGAAAACUGUAAAAUGAUACUAGAAAAUACAAAAAGAUUGGCUAUUAAGUGAUAAAUAUAAAACUCUAAACAAAUCUA
This is a messenger RNA of Penaeus monodon (black tiger shrimp), 1962 nucleotides long. RefSeq names its product F-box only protein 31-like. The transcript is spliced from 10 exons. The record is from RefSeq and is a predicted model, not a curated record. Gene Ontology annotation, molecular function: protein binding. NCBI's taxonomy places the organism in Eukaryota, Metazoa, Arthropoda, Malacostraca, Decapoda, Penaeidae. Bases 515 to 1759 code for a protein of 414 amino acids.